UUUGAUAUGAGUUGAAUAGAUAGGUUGUCACAAUGAGUCUUUUAGCAAAAAGAGAGCUUCGAAGUAGCGUACGAGCUAUUCUGCAUUCUUUGGAUGAACAAUCUUUGGCUUACCAAUCUGAGCGCGUUUGCGAAAAGGUGUUGCAACAUCCCAAGUUUGCGGAAGCAUCAAUUGUUUCGGUUUACCUCAGCAUGAAAGGGCGAGAGUUGGACACGACUUGUCUGAUCAAGUGGAUUCUUCGAACCAAAAAGGAAAACACGGACAAAAAUAAAAGGCUGUUCAUACCGCUUAUUCUUCCUGCAACGUAUUCAACGGAAAGAAGAUCUUUCAUGCGGAUGGUUGAACUCAAGAGCGAGGAGGAUUGGCUGUCAUUGAGGGAAAACAGCUGGGGAAUCAAGGAACCAUCGCUGGAUGAUUUGGAUUCGAGAACUUCUCUGGAGAAUAUUUUGGCAUCGGGAAGCGAUAAUUGUUUGAUGCUGGUACCUGGUGUCGCUUUCGGACUCGAUGGAUCCAGACUGGGUCAUGGGAGGGGAUACUACGACAGAUAUUUGCGCGAUAACUGUUCACACUCUGAAAACUUCUACUCCAUUGGACUCGCUUUGCACGAACAAAUAGUUGAAGAUAUCCCUAUGAACGCAAAUGAUGUUAUUUUAAACGAAGUUAUUGUCACUUGAAAUAUUGUUUUGCAUCGACUCAAGUCAAUGUUCAUUAAAAUUUAUUAUUCUUAA
Molecule: messenger RNA, 728 nt
Organism: Symsagittifera roscoffensis
Lineage: Eukaryota; Metazoa; Xenacoelomorpha; Acoela; Convolutidae
Product: 5-formyltetrahydrofolate cyclo-ligase-like
Exons: 4
Coding region: 33-674 (213 amino acids)
Biological process (GO): tetrahydrofolate interconversion; folic acid-containing compound biosynthetic process
Cellular component (GO): mitochondrion
Molecular function (GO): 5-formyltetrahydrofolate cyclo-ligase activity
Source: RefSeq, a predicted model, not a curated record